GAGCGUGGGAGGUGAGGCGCCGCCGGGUCCUGGCUUCAGUCGGCUGAAAACGGACGCUCCAUUGGGUUUUUAUACCGACUUCACGGCUUCCUGACAACGCUCCCUUUACGUCCGAUUAUAUGCCGCUCGUCCGCGGGCAGCGUCUUUAUUACCGGUUAAAAUGUUUACUAGAGGAAUCAAGAGAAAAAGUUGUGACCCCGAGGAAGAUAAUGAUGGACCUCUUGCUGACUUGAAAACUGUUCCUUCAUACACGCUUGAAAGACAGUCAUUACUAGACAUGUCAUUGGUUAAGCUUCAGCUGUGUCACAUGCUUAUUGAACCCAACCUUUGUCGGUCGGUACUUAUUGCUAACACAGUACGGCAGAUUCAAGAAGAGAUGACUCAAGAUGGUAGCUGGCACAUAUUUGAUCAAAGAAGAACUGAUCAGUUUCCAUUAGAUCAUCUGGUUUCCACAGACAUCCUUUGUCGUUCGACCAAAGAACUGGAUGAAGGGAAAAUUAAUGAUGAAUACAUUGCUUACAGUGAAGAACUGGAAGUACACCAGACCCAGGAAAUUUCUGAACUGCCAGCAGUUAGUUCACUAAAACCAUUACAAAAUUCCCCAAGUAACCUCUGGGAAACCGAAAGCCCACAGGAAAAUAAGGUGCAUUUUCAAAAAUCUCUAGACCAUAUUUUUGAGACAUUGGAAAACAGAAAUGCUACCUGUGUGGAAGAUUUAUUUUCCGAAGUUGAUACCUCAUACUAUGACCUUGAUACAGUACUGACGGGCAUGAUGGGAAAUUCAAAACUAGGCCAUUGUGACAUGCUUGAAAGCUUUUCACCUCCAUCAACAAUAUCCUCAAGCUGCAAGACUGAGCACAAUGAGAUUGAUCAUAUUGUUGAGAUUCUGGUAGAAUCCUGAAAUUAUCAUAUAUUAAAUAUACAUUCUUUAGCAACACAGGAUUACUAGUAUUAAUGUCAUAAUAUAUUGCGGUUGAAUCCAUAUUAUGCCAGCAAUACACUAUAUCAGCAUUUAAUGUAUCUCUAUUGCUUUAGCAGGCACCUUCUUCAGUUUCAAACAGCAAUUGUGAAUGCUUACAUGCGAAUAUGUUUGUAUCCUUUAACAUACUAUAUGCCACAUUUAUCGGUUCUAUAGGGAUCGAACACUGCCUUGAAGUGUGGCAUUAAACGGUUAAAUUGCCCGUAUUGCAAAAAGACACCAUGAAAAGCUGAAGGUCCCACGCAUUCCAGAUAACUGAUCCUUCUGUCCCUUGUGCUUCCUAUUUAUGUUCAUAUAGGGAAUAAUGUACCCCCUGCUUUAAAAUACAAGGAUAUUAGAAGUCACAGAGGAGUUCCAUGACCACAUAAAGGUAUGCGGCCAAUGGGCGAGUCUUGGAAUUUGCCAUUGUUUUAGGCAAAGAGGCCACUUCUAAUAUUGUCAUAGUUUACAACAGGGAGUACGAUUUUUUUUUUUUUGACCCAAUUAUAGUGGGUCAUGUGACACAAAUCACAUUGUUAAGCACUGAUAUAUGACUUGUGACAUUACUAUGCACCAUUUAUAAGGACAUAAUGUACAGGAAAUUCAUGAUCCUUGUGUAUUAUAAAUUAUUUCCUCAUCCUCUUAUGCAACCUUCAAAGUGAGACUUUUAUAAAAACUUGUUUAUUUUUAGAUCUUCAUUUUUAAGGUCAGCUAUCAUGAUGGUAUACUUAUGUUAUAUGGUAUACUUUUUCUAAACUGUAUCCAUUAAAAAAUAAUGCACCAUAUAAUUACGGUUUUAUAUGGUGCAUGUUUUUUCUAUCGAACUGUUUGCUGGGAAAGAAUAGCUGGUGUUUGAGAGCCUUUACAGAUAUACUUUGGUGGGACAGAAAAGGAAAUGUAUGAGAAUAGACUAAUUUCUGUGCUGUAUAGUUUAAGCCUCAUGUGUUUUGGCAUAAGUCAUUCAACCGAAGACUGUUCUUUACCCCUCUGUCCAACUGUUCUGUGCUACUUUACAAUGCCAUUGUAGGACACAGUAAUGAUUAUUUCAAAGCAAUAGUUCAUGCAGCACAAACUAUUUGGAUCAGAGGGUUAAAGAAAAAGCCUAUUUUGCUGUCCCAGUGACGUUGUACUUAUGCAAAUAAUUAAUAAACGAUAGAAAAUAAAUAAUGAAGACCAGAUGAAAAGUUGCUUACAAUUGGCUAUUUUAUGACAUACUAAUAGUUAACAUAAAGGCAACCAACCUUUUAAGCAUACUGCAGAAUUUAUUUUGUUCUUCAUUUCAUGAAUAGUUCCCAUAAGUCUUUCUUUAAUGAAAGCAUUGUCUGAAGCAUGUAAGCAAUAAUUUACUAUGACUUACAUUAAGUGGCUUUCAGCAGAGUGAUUCUGCUUAAACUAGAUAACUCACGAUGAAGGUAGAUUAAACCAGGUUGGUUACAUAUGUAUGCAUAGAUAUAAAUGAUUCACUAUUGACAUCUUCUAAAAAAAAUGGUCUUUAAACUAAGAACCUGCUCUAUAUAACCGCAUGUUGAAGGAAUAUUUAACCCUUUCCAUACUUGUUCCCUUUUAUCAUGCUGCACCACAAGGCAGACAGAACCUUAUAAUAUACAGUAUUAGCACCAUGGUACUUGUAUGCCUUUUGCUGUUGGUACUACAGUAGGUGGAGAGAAGACUAUUUGGCAUCCUUGUUUUACAUAAGUCUGAUGUUUAUCCUUUCAUAUGCAGCAACUGUAUUUUUCCUGAACCCCUUUUAUGGCUUUUUCUUAUAAUAUACCCGUUUUCCAACUGUCUUGUUCCAACUGGUAUUUACUAGUGAUGGGCAAAGCUGACCUGUUUCGCUUUGCCAAAAAUUUGCUGAAAUGCAUUGAAGUGUAUGGGCAGCAAAAAGUUUUCGACACGCAAAAAUUCUAUGGGUGUCCUUUUCACAGCAAUAACUUGCCGAAAAAUUUCGUUCAUCACUAGUAUUUACCAACAAAUGUCAAAUCUUUGUGUAUGUUGCUGGUUAUGGUUGUCAUCCUAAUCACGUCUCCAAGAAUCCAAUGUCAUGAAAGGGCAUAGGGCUACUGUUAGUUGUAAACCAGCUACACACUAUUAAUUUGCAAUCAAAUUGUUAAAUACAAUUACUUUGCCAUCUAAUUGUUCAUCAUAAUUGCAGUAGGUAUUAAUGGUGUAAGGGACCACAUUGCCCAUAAUCUAAUUCUUGAGUUUAUUAAAGUAGAUUGCAUGUAGAUCAAUUGAUAACCUUGAAAACAUACCGUUAAUGGGACUCAUCUGGCAUCAUUUCCAGUGUUAAUCGUUCAACACAAUGGGGGUUAUUUAUCAUAGUCUGAAUGUAUCGCAAUAUUUUCUGCUACAAACUCCAAUCAAAUCUGCUCGGUUUUUUAUGCUUAUUUAUUAUUACAUUUUCCCAAAAAUUUGAUUUGUAGUAAAAUAUUCCCGUUUUCAAUGGGAUUUUUUUUUUAGAUUUUUUUUCAUACGUUUUAUUUUUUCAGAAUUUUCACCAGAAACCUUAGGGGUAUUGCAUGAAACCCAGCACAGAUCAAAAAAUCAUUGGGACUUUUCCCAUUGACUUAUAUGCAACCUUGACAGGUCUGAGAUGCCGGAUUUUCAGAUUCUGACUUUUUAAUCCUCUGAGUUUAAUAAAUUUUGAUUUUAUCAAAAAA
Molecule: messenger RNA, 3618 nt
Organism: Xenopus laevis (African clawed frog)
Lineage: Eukaryota; Metazoa; Chordata; Amphibia; Anura; Pipidae
Gene: cdca4.L
Product: cell division cycle associated 4 L homeolog
Biological process (GO): positive regulation of DNA-templated transcription
Cellular component (GO): nucleus
Source: RefSeq, marked provisional